Molecule: messenger RNA, 859 nt
Organism: Laccaria bicolor S238N-H82
Lineage: Eukaryota; Fungi; Basidiomycota; Agaricomycetes; Agaricales; Hydnangiaceae
Exons: 6
Coding region: 63-689 (208 amino acids)
Source: RefSeq, a predicted model, not a curated record
GCUCUUAACGUUCACUCGCUAAUACCUCUCACUAUCCCAUAUAUCUAUCUCAACCAAGAAAAAUGCGUUUCUUUGCCCUAACUGCUGUCGCUUCUCUCGUCUCUGGUGUCUCGGCUGCGAACAUCACUGUUGUCGUUGGUAAAGACGGUGGCCUCACCUACACUCCCAACUCUGUUACCGCUAACGUUGGAGAUGUUGUGGCUUUCCAAUUUGUGUCAAAGAAUCACACCGUGACCCAAUCAACCUUUACCGCUCCUUGCACGCCCAAGACCAAUCCCGCCGGCGUCAACUCUGGUUUCCAACCAGUCGCCGCCGGAGCGACCUCCUUCCCUCAAUGGUCGUUCACUGUGCAGAAUGCUAGCGCUCCCAUGUGGUUCUACUGUGAACAAGUCGGCCACUGCUCGCAAGGAAUGGUGUUCGCGUUGAACCCAUCAGCCGAUAAGACAUUCGCCGCAUUCCACGCUGCCGCUCUCGCCUCCGCCAGCAACGGCACAAGCGGCGGAUACGGCUAUCCCGGUGGAACUGGGAGCACCACUGGCUCAGGCUCCACGACAGGCUCGGGCACCACAACGGGCUCAGGCUCCGCCUCUAGCGCAUCCACCAAGCCCGCGAGCGGUGCUAUGGUGGUGGGUGGCAAGGCUGCUGCGUUCUUGACGAUCGCGGGCCUUGUGGCGGGGUUGAAUCUAUAAAUCGACAACGAUUGAAAUGCCCCACUAUAAUCUUUUCUUACUUGGUAGAUUAUGAAAAUAAUGAGGAGGCAUUGAUACCCUGGCUGGCCGACGGGGUCCCAGUCGUUCGUUCUUAUGAGACGGGAUGGUUCAUUUUAGCAUACCGCAAUUAACACGCAUUUUUUCCGAUU